AUGGUUUCAUUUGAUCGAAUUUGGAAGUUAAUCCAGGAAUCUGACAUCACUUUUGGAAGUUUUUUGUUCACCAAAGAGGCUCAAGUAAAAUCACCCUCAGUCAUUGUAAAGCUAUUAAAGCUACAAACGCCUUUAAAUGCAUUUUUAAUUGCGUUUGGUAUGAUUUCAACAGUUGUCAUGACAAAUUUCAACAUUACAAGUGUCAUCUUUUGCCUUACCGUUUCGGUAACAUCUUGUGGCUUUUUCUUAUCAUACUGGAUUCUCAUUAUAUCGAGACAAGGCAUUAAGGAUCUUCUGGAAUGGUGUCGAAAAUUGUAUGACGUCAACAGAAAAUUCCAAGGUGAGGUCAAGGUCAUUGCGGAAAAUCGUCUUGUUCAAACCGAAGCAUUUACUGUAAAAGUUUUCAAAUGGAUUCGUAAUUUACUGCUGUUUAACGGGAUAUUUUGCUGUACCGGAGGAAGUAUAAUUUCAUUCUUUCUACCGGAUGACAUUGUACCAAAAUUCGAAAUACCUGUGCCUUUUAUGCUGCCUUUUCCGGAUCAACAUACUUGGAUUUGCUUCAUCACAAGUGUCGUAGUUUGUCAGAUAGCUUUGGUUUAUAUCGCAUUAGGCAUUAUUUUUUUGAGUUUCCUUUUUCUUUGCAUCACUCUUCACAUUUUGGGAUUUUGUGACGUCAUUUUGGAAUCCAUUGAGGAAAUGAAGAACGAUCUGGAAGCAAGAACUGAAGAAAUUCGUGAAAGUUACGCAGAAACCUCGACAGCAUUACCAUUUUUGCGACAAAAAGUCCCAUUGAACGACAAAAAAUUCGAAAAUUGGAUCAAAUGUAUCACGAGCAUGAUUGUGGAUGUCAAUACAGUGAUCCUAAAAAUGUACAGAAUUUUCACGUAUCUCGCGCUGAUUAUUGAAAUCGUUUCUUUGUCGAAUUUAUUCUUGACUGGAUUGAUAAUUAUCAUUGUAAAGUCACAGUAUUUCUUUGCCGUUUCUGGAAAUGUUUGUUUAGUCAUACUUUUUGGUACUUGUUACAUCAAUGAAGUGAUUCGUGAUAAGUUUGACGAAAUUGAAGAAGCUCUUUAUGACUUGCCAUGGUACGCGAUCGAUGUGAAACAUCAAAAGAUUUUGUUGGUUAUGCUGCAAUGCGAUAAAAUUCAAUUGGGACUCACGGCAGCUGGUAUUCACGAGAUGACAAUUGAACGAUUUGGGACCGUCUUGCAGGCUGGUUACAGUAAUUUGCUCGUUUUAAAGGAUUUUAUUCAUCGUUUCACCUAA
Culicoides brevitarsis is the source of this 1266-nucleotide messenger RNA. RefSeq lists its product as uncharacterized. Bases 1 to 1266 code for a protein of 421 amino acids. The record is from RefSeq and is a predicted model, not a curated record. Gene Ontology annotation, cellular component: plasma membrane. Gene Ontology annotation, molecular function: odorant binding; olfactory receptor activity. The transcript has a single exon. Lineage: Eukaryota; Metazoa; Arthropoda; Insecta; Diptera; Ceratopogonidae. Gene Ontology annotation, biological process: detection of chemical stimulus involved in sensory perception of smell; sensory perception of smell.